AUUCCCAAACAACACCUUACUAGAAGCACUAGACCCAUUGGCGCUCUCUGUCUCUCUCCACAACUGUCAUUAAUGGCUGCUUCAAUCUCUACACCCAUCUUCCAUGCAAAACCAUCUAUAUCCAUAUGUAUAUCUUCAUCACAACCAUACCUAUCAAAAUUCACAACACCCAGAAUCAAAACCAGACCCAAAACCACAUUCGCACACCACUCUUUAACCCCAAUCGCAACUCUUUCUGACCCAUUUGUCCUCCAAAUUGCAGAAACCCUAGAAGAUUCUCUCUCUUCUCCCUCUUCCUCGCCACCGCCUCUUCAGAAGCUCAGAGACACUUCCUCUCAGUCCCUCCUCUCAACCCCAUGGCCGUCUCGCAAGGACGAGCCCUUUCGAUUCACUGACACUUCCUUCAUAAAACUCUCUGAAAUUCAACCCAUUUCAUCCCCACCUCCUCAUUUGGAUUCUUUGUCUGUUUCCAUUGAUACCCAUUUGCCCAAUCUUGUCAUUGUUGAUGGGUUUCUUGUAAAUUCUCUAACCCAAUUGCCUAAAUUCCCUAAUGGUGUGUUUGUUGGUACCCUAUCGAGCCUCGAUUCGGAGGCUGUGAUGAAAAGGGUAUCUGAAUUUGUGUUGAAUUUCGAGGGAGACUUGUUUUGGUCACUUAAUGGAUUGGGUACCCCUGAUUUGGUGAUUGUGUAUGUUCCUGAGGGAUGUAGGGUUGAGAGUCCUUUGCAUUUGAGGUAUUGUUCGGUUUCAGGGGCCGAUAAGGGGUCGAAAAAGCUGCCCAUUUCGAAUCCGAGGGUGUUGGUGGUGGUGGAGAAGGGAGGGGAGGUGGGUAUAGUUGAGGAGUUUGUUGGGGGAGAUGGGGAGAAGAGUUAUUGGGCAAAUUCAGUUAUGGAAGUUGUCAUUGGAGAAGGGGCAAAGGUUAACCAUUCUUACAUUCAAAGCCAGUCUAUGAAUGCUGCACAUAUCAAGUGGACUUUGGUUCAGCAGGAAUCAGCAAGCACUUAUGAGCUUGUAGAGGUAAGCACUGGUGGGAAGUUGAGCAGACACAAUCUUCAUGUUCAGCAAGUUGGCCCGGACACUAUGACAGAGUUAUCAACAUUUCACUUGUCUGUCGGUGAUCAAACACAAGAUCUACAUAGUAGAGUAGUGUUGGACCACCCACGAGGGGUUUCUCGGCAACUUCACAAGUGCAUUGUGGCUCAUUCUCUGGGACAGGCUGUAUUUGAUGGGAACAUCAAGGUCAACAGAUAUGCACAGCAGACAGAUGCUGGACAACUAACAAGGAGCUUACUCCUUGAGCCUCGUGCAACUGUGAAUGUCAAGCCCAAUCUCCAGAUCAUCGCCGAUGAUGUGAAGUGUUCCCAUGGAGCUGCAAUUAGUGAUCUAGAAGAGAACCAACUGUUCUACUUUCAGGCACGGGGGGUUGACUUAGAAACAGCUAGAAAAGCUCUCAUCUUCUCGUUUGGCGCUGAGGUGAUUGAGCGUUUGCCUUCCACUUCUCUCCAAAAGAAAGUAGAAAGUCAUAUCAAAGAAUUGCUGAUUCCCAUAGUCAAGGGUUCUCGGUGAGAGGUGAUGAACGCUAUACAACUCUGAAUUUUUUGUUUUGUAAAUUAUCAUUGGUUUACCAAAGAAUCUAUGCAAAAUCAAGUUGAGAUAUUGAGGGAAGUUUUGUGAUAUUGAAACCAAGUUGUGUUUCUUGCUCUCCCCACCUCAGCCCCUCUCCUGCUGCAAGAAGAACCAAAAAUGUUGUGAAAAAAUGCUUCUAUUUUUAAAAAGGGUUCUCAUUCUCGCCCAGAUUGUCAAUUGUAAAUUCUUAAAAAGUUCAUUUUGAUCAAA
Molecule: messenger RNA, 1833 nt
Organism: Camellia sinensis
Lineage: Eukaryota; Viridiplantae; Streptophyta; Magnoliopsida; Ericales; Theaceae
Product: protein ABCI7, chloroplastic
Biological process (GO): iron-sulfur cluster assembly
Source: RefSeq, a predicted model, not a curated record